AUGCUUACACUUAUACCCUUUGUACCCGCCAACAACGACACGAUUCCAGCUGAUUUGUAUCAAGUUGCUCGAGAUGCAUGGUGCUCGCAGCUGACAGCUCUACUCGACAACACGUCUGACGAUGACUUUUUGCACGCCAUCCAAGAAAACACCAGCUUGCAUGACUUUGUGUCGGCUGUUCUCAAUGCACAAAUGGACGGCCACAGUGUCGAUCGGGAGGUCUCGAAACGCGUCUUUUUUAUCUUUUAUCGUGCUAGUCAACUGAAAGCAAAAGGCGGUGCAUUGUUGACGAUCGAUCGGCUAUCCAGCUUUGCUGUCUCGUAUCAAGAAGCAAACCCCGAGCAAGUGCGUACCAUCUUUGCAGCGUUGCUCAAGGCUGAUCCCCGUUUGGAAGAUGCUGUGCGAUCCUCCUUUACAGCAUUGUUGGGUUGCUUAACGACAUUACAAUCAAGCGACGAUAUCAAUCCUGAUCAUGAUCAACGUGUAUACGUCGUUGUACGAUUAUUGGAAGCACUCACAUCAGCGUGCAUUGACACUGCACCACACGAAGGAAUCAUCGAUGCUUUAUUCCAUUGCUAUCCAACAUUGAAAAGGAAGAAUGAUUCGGGACCCACUUUAUAUCUCAUCAAACGCGCUCUCGUCAACAUCCUCAACUACGCGGUGGAUUGCUUGUACUUCGAUCCUAUACGUUAUGCCAAAGAUGGCAAUGUCAUUGACGAAUUCUCCAAACGAUUGCUGGGAUGGAUUGAAAAGAGUCAUCUCGACACUACGUAUCAUGCUUUUAUUGAUGGUCCUCUGGUCAUGGAUUGGCAGAUCGAAUGUUCAGUCAGCAAUACUCUUGGUGAUAUCAACAAGGAAUGCUUCAAUGGAUAUCCUUUUUUAUGUGUUUUUGUGCGACAUGAUUCUCAGCAUACAUCUAUACAAGCCUUAACGUAUGUACUUUACUGA
Messenger RNA from Lichtheimia ornata, 948 nucleotides. RefSeq lists its product as uncharacterized. NCBI's taxonomy places the organism in Eukaryota, Fungi, Mucoromycota, Mucoromycetes, Mucorales, Lichtheimiaceae. Bases 1 to 948 code for a protein of 315 amino acids. The transcript has a single exon. The record is from RefSeq and is a predicted model, not a curated record.